CUGAGCUUAACGCACUAGUUUCCUCUCAGGGAAAUAAUAUAAUCAGCUCAUGAUUUUAUUUUAAUCAAAUGAGCAACUGACUGGCUCUCUUCUUAAUCUCCACAUCUGUGUCAAGAGAAUCUGACCUCCUUUUGAGCCUAAGUCAUGAGUUGGAUGUUCUUCAGAGACCUCCUAACUGGAGUAAACAAAUAUUCAACUGGGAUUGGGCGGAUUUGGCUGGCUGUUGUGUUCAUCUUCCGUUUGCUGGUCUACAUAGUGGCAGCAGAGCAUGUAUGGAAAGAUGAGCAGAAAGAGUUUGAGUGCAACGUUAAACAGCCUGGUUGUGAAAAUGUCUGUUUUGAUCACUUCUUCCCCAUCUCCCAAGUCAGACUCUGGGCCUUACAACUGAUCAUGGUCUCCACACCUUCACUUCUGGUGGUUCUACACGUAGCCUAUCGUGAGGGCAGAGAGAAAAGGCACAGAAAGAAACUGUAUGUCAGCCCAGGUAUGAUGGAUGGGGGCUUGUGGUACACUUAUCUUAUCAGCCUCAUUGUUAAAACUGGUUUUGAAAUUGGCUUCCUGGUUUUAUUUUACAAGCUGUAUAAUGGCUUUAGUGUUCCCUACCUUAUGAAAUGUGCUUUGAAGCCUUGUCCCAACACUGUAGACUGCUUCAUCUCCAAACCCACCGAGAAAACAAUCUUUAUACUUUUCUUGGUUAUUACCUCAUGCCUGAGCAUUGUGUUGAAUUUCAUUGAACUGAGCUUUUUGGUUCUCAAGUGCCUUAUUAUGUGCUGCCUCCAAAAAUACUCUAAAAGACUCCAGUCCUCAGCAUGUGAGUGCCACGAUCUCAGAUAUGUUGAAUGUGGUGUGAUAGCGGCUCCUCCCCUACUCCAGAAUUGCCGUUCAGAUUUGGCCAUAGGCGCAUCUCAGCGAGGUGAAACAAAGCCACUUUUUUGACACAGAAGAGGGUUAGAACCUGCAUCCUUUCUAAGCAAGACCUGGGCUGCAUUGGAAAACAAAGGGUGUCAGCCUUACUGUCAUUUGAGAAAAUUUUUAAUUUUCAGUAUGUGCUCAGUUGUAUAUACUAGACAAAGAUGUCAUUGUUGUAGGGUUCAAGUGGGUAUGUAAGUUGUGUUUGAAUAGUUAAUUGCAAAUUAGUCUGAAGAAAUUCAACAAGCAGCAUUCUUUUAAAUGCUUAGAUCUGUCAACUGGAAAAUAUAAAAAGUGACAUUUAUGACAGAUGUGAUGACUCCAAGCUGUAGUUGAAGCACUGGCAAUCUUUCCAAAGUGUCAGCCAAGGCUCCCUCACUCAGCCCUACUUAAAAGUUGCAGAGAAAGAGUAUCGUGAGGGUGGGCAGCAGCUAACCAAGGGUACACAGAAGUACACACAAUGACACUCAGUGAGAAGGCUUGGCCUGGGGAAAUGACCACAGAGCCCAAGACUCUGCAGUUUAGGUCUCCCUAGAUAUAUAUGGACUAGGGGAGAGGGAACGAAGCCAUUAUUUGUGGUCUCCAAGUUGAUACAAAUAUUACUGGGAGAUAUCCUGCUUAAGCCUGAACUAGGAGACCCCUGAAAGGGUCACUCUGGAGUCACACAGGAAGGCAGGUCCCACUGAGUACAUAGACAGGGAGCAGGGUAGGACCCAGAAAGAGAACAUACCCACUUGAUAAUUACUUAACACUUCUCUUUAGCCAUGGAACUUUGAAAUACUUCAUAAAUUUCUCUAUUUGUUGGACCUUUUUAGAGUCAGGAAAUCAGAGCGUAUAAUACAAUAUAUCAUAAUUUUCCCAAAAUUUACUAGUACAUCUCUCUUUAGAAUAGAUAGUAAAAUCUGUACAAUGCUGUUACAUUGUUGUGAAAAAUGUAAAAAAAAAUAAAAAUGUUUAUUAUUACUUGAUUUGGAGCCUAGCUCUUAUUUUUAUUAUUUUAGAGAGAGAGAGA
Molecule: messenger RNA, 1921 nt
Organism: Canis lupus familiaris (dog)
Lineage: Eukaryota; Metazoa; Chordata; Mammalia; Carnivora; Canidae
Gene: GJB7
Product: gap junction protein beta 7
Exons: 2
Coding region: 145-936 (263 amino acids)
Biological process (GO): cell communication
Cellular component (GO): connexin complex
Source: RefSeq, a predicted model, not a curated record